Molecule: messenger RNA, 570 nt
Organism: Torulaspora delbrueckii
Lineage: Eukaryota; Fungi; Ascomycota; Saccharomycetes; Saccharomycetales; Saccharomycetaceae
Gene: SAR1
Product: Arf family GTPase SAR1
Exons: 2
Coding region: 1-570 (189 amino acids)
Biological process (GO): vesicle organization; membrane organization; intracellular protein transport
Cellular component (GO): endoplasmic reticulum exit site; COPII vesicle coat
Molecular function (GO): GTPase activity; GTP binding
Source: RefSeq, a predicted model, not a curated record
AUGGUCUGGGAUAUAUUUGGCUGGUUCAGAGACGUCUUGGCUUCCCUUGGUUUGUGGAAUAAACAUGGUAAACUGCUGUUUUUGGGGUUGGAUAAUGCCGGUAAGACUACUUUGUUGCACAUGUUGAAAAAUGACAGAUUAGCUACAUUACAACCUACGUGGCAUCCUACUUCUGAAGAAUUGGCCAUUGGUAACAUUAAAUUUACUACUUUUGAUUUGGGUGGCCACAUUCAGGCUCGUCGUUUGUGGAAGGAUUAUUUCCCAGAAGUCAACGGUAUCGUUUUCUUAGUUGAUGCGGCAGAUCCAGAAAGAUUUAACGAAGCUAGAGUCGAAUUGGAUGCUUUGUUCAACAUCGCAGAGUUGAAGAAUGUUCCUUUCGUGGUUCUUGGUAACAAGAUCGAUUCUGCUAAUGCAGUGUCCGAAGCUGAACUACGUUCUGCUUUGGGUUUGAUGAGUACUACCGGUAACGCCAGAAUUGAAGGUCAAAGACCAGUGGAAGUUUUCAUGUGCUCUGUUGUUAUGAGAGAUGGUUACGCUGAGGCUUUCCAAUGGCUAUCUCAAUAUAUUUAA